UUUCUUUUUUAGAGAAAAUGAAAUUCUUCAUAGUACUUCUUCUGACUUUUGCUUUCGCUAAGGCAGAUGUCCCAAUAAAAGUUUUCGGCAAUGUUGCUACUAAAGGGAUAAAUGAAAAAUUGUUGGAGCGCAUCGAGAGUUUGAGAGAAAUUUUGAGAAAUGGAAAUGCGUCUUUGGGAUUACCUGUCAUGGAUCCACUUGUGAUGAAAGAUCAAAAAGUAUCACUAGACUCGAAAUUAUUCAGUGGUGAUGUGGCUCUUGAUAAACUGAUUGUAUCUGCGUUGUCAGAUUACCAAGUUCAAAAAGCAGAGUUCGCAAUGGUUGGUUUAAAAUUAACUUUAGGUAUGCAAUGGUCUGACUUAAAAGGAAAAGGUGCUUAUGGCGUAAAAGGUGUUGCAUUAAACUUCAUCAACAUCUAUGGAUCAGGAAAUUUCAAAUUGAUGGUGAGCGAUUUCUCAUUCACAACUACCAUUUCUUUGGGUACAAACCCCAGAAAUAAAACAAUGUUAAUUAAAGAAAUGGCUACAUCAGUAGUUCUUGGAGAUCUUCAAUUUACUAUCGAUGGACUUUUUAAUGAUAAGGAUUUAUCUGAUGUCACCAGCGCUAUUGUUUCUGAUUUGGCACCUGGCGUAGUUGAAAAAUACCAGAAACAAUUGACUGAAGCAGUGCAUACUUUCGUAAUGAGUGAAGCUAAUAAAGUCCUCAGCACGAUGACUCUCAAAGAUUUAUUAGCUUUAAUUCAGUGA
This is a messenger RNA of Belonocnema kinseyi, 746 nucleotides long. RefSeq lists its product as uncharacterized. The record is from RefSeq and is a predicted model, not a curated record. The transcript is spliced from 5 exons. The coding region runs from base 18 to 746 and encodes 242 amino acids. Gene Ontology annotation, molecular function: lipid binding. Lineage: Eukaryota; Metazoa; Arthropoda; Insecta; Hymenoptera; Cynipidae.